AUGGCUCAGACGGAAAAGGAGACUCUAAACGGCCCUUCCAUCGAUGCGAUGCUGCGAGGUCUGACCGAGAGGCCAAACGUACAGUCGACAUUAAUCCUUUCUCGAAAAGAUGGUUCUAUCAUAAGAGUUACAGGCAUUGCCUCCCCUGGGGAGAGAAGAUCUUCAGCUGCCGCAACAGCAUACCAAUGGCCGCAUGCCGAAGGGUCUAAAGCGGUCGCAGACCGUUCGGACAAUGGCCCCCCCCCUGCUACCGAUGAAUCAGAAGAGCCUUCAGAUAUCCAGCACAUUGAGAAACCCGUGGAACGGUUGGCUUCGUCCAUAUUUCAAUUUGUGAACAAUGCCAACGCUAUGAGUGCGACGCUCGGUGUAGCGUCCCGAAAUGUGGCCCGUCCAGACGGGACGUACACCGGGGCCGCUUAUGGCGAGUCCAAGGCUGCUCAGAAGAAAGAGCGAAACUCCGAGGAAGAUGCAGAAAAUGGUAUUGCUGAGGAUGAAGUCCAAUUGCUAAGGCUGCGCACAAAACACCAAGAGAUCAUCAUUUUCCCAGAUCCCAACUACAUCUGCUGUGUUGUCCAAAGGAUGGGCAAAACUACAACCGGCCAUGACAGAAGAUAG
Molecule: messenger RNA, 615 nt
Organism: Cladophialophora psammophila CBS 110553
Lineage: Eukaryota; Fungi; Ascomycota; Eurotiomycetes; Chaetothyriales; Herpotrichiellaceae
Exons: 2
Coding region: 1-615 (204 amino acids)
Biological process (GO): microtubule-based movement
Cellular component (GO): cytoplasm; cytoplasmic dynein complex
Molecular function (GO): dynein intermediate chain binding
Source: RefSeq, a predicted model, not a curated record